Pogonomyrmex barbatus (red harvester ant) is the source of this 3602-nucleotide messenger RNA. RefSeq names its product mesoderm induction early response protein 1. Gene Ontology annotation, biological process: negative regulation of transcription by RNA polymerase II. Gene Ontology annotation, cellular component: nucleoplasm. The record is from RefSeq and is a predicted model, not a curated record. Gene Ontology annotation, molecular function: histone deacetylase binding; transcription corepressor activity. NCBI's taxonomy places the organism in Eukaryota, Metazoa, Arthropoda, Insecta, Hymenoptera, Formicidae.
AACGAGCGAGAACCCGAAGAUAUUCCGAGGUGUUCCGAGACGUAACGACGCUCUCGUCUGUCGCGCGUCGCGUCCAUUUUCCGAACACACGGAUCUCGAUGGGAGUGCGACGAAUACAAAUAAUGGAGUAUGCGUCUUUCGGUUGAUUCGCCCGCAGUAACUCGCGAUCCUCGCAUUCGGCAUACGUCACGGCGUUGCGAGUCGCACGUUUCGGUUUCCCGCUCGAUGAAAUGUUGUGCCUUACGUGUCUCUGACACCUCGUAUAUCCGAGUCGAGUCCAUGUGUUUGUUUGUUGUCGCCCGCGAACGAAGACGGAUAGGGAAGGACUUGCGAUAGUCUCGCACGAUAGCCCGCAAGCGGGAUUAAUCGACGAGACGACGCGGCGUCUUUGUGCAUCCGGUGACGUUUGCGUGAAAUAUCAUUUUCCGCUGUGAUGAAACUGUGACGCAUAUCACGCCGGUGUCGUGGAGUACCGUGGCCACAGCCAAAUGCCACGAAUGUUGUCAAGGGUUGAGGUUAGACACCCGCGGCAUUCCGAAUGUAGAAUCCUGUCUGAUGUCUUUAUCCCGCCUGCGUUGUCGAACAUUCAAGUCGAACGCUAAGCCAAACCCACCGCCGACUCCUGUCUCCGUGCCGAAGGAAUUACAACGUUACAACGCAGACUGCUGGGGGAAGCGUAGUUGUUGUACAAUCGUGGUGAUACAUUCCGGUGCUGCGUCUAUCCAUUGAUGUGUGUAUAUACCAUUUGUGUGUUAUGUUCCCAUCUCGGUGAAUAGGGAUUGUAGAAUCAUGGCAGAUCGAGAUUAUGAUAUGGGUUCUGCGACGGAAAUGAUGGUAAAUGAUUUUGAUGACGAACGAACAUUGGACGAGGAAGAAGCUUUAGAAGGUAGCGAGGAUUCUCACAACGAGUUGUCCAAUUUGCAAAAGGAAGGUGAUAUGCCACUGAAAGAUCUACUUGCCAUGUACGGAUACGGUGAUCCUUCGACGGAGAAUUCGAACAGUUCCGAUCACAUGUUGCUGCCCUCUGGAAGUGGCGAUCCUGAGACCGAGGAGCGUUACUCGGACAAAGGUGACAACGACGCGGACGACGAUGACGAUGACGACGAGGCUGAUGCAACCAGUAAUGAACCAGACCUAAAGCAAUUUUAUACAGAAAUGCUGGUAAAGGGGAAGGAUAAGACAUCGUCGUUGUCGGGAUCAACAACAAAAGGCAAUAGCGGUGUUGGAGUUGGCCGAGAUAGGAAACGUAGAAUUGACGAUGACGAGGAUGACGAUGAAGAUGCCGAAGCGGAGGAAUGUUCGAUAACGGGCAGUCGAAGUGGAAGUGGGAAAAAAACUAGAGCGUCACCUACAACGGGAAGUGCUAAUGCUGUUGCGUGUGGUGAUAUAGUCAAUUUAGGGGGAGCCAGUGCUACUGAUAGCGCUAUCGAAGAGAAUAGUACCAGUGGCGCAAUCGAUGGUCCGGAAGAUAGGAUAGUCAGUGCGGGAAUAAGCAGUGGCAGUUCGAGAUUGUUACGAAGUGUUUCGAGGCCGCAGAGUGAAGAAGAAGAAGACGACUGUGAUUAUAGUCCGGACGAGGAGGAAUGGAAGAAAACGAUCAUGGUCGGUACUGAUUAUCAAGCAGCGAUACCGGAAGGCUUGUGUCGUUAUGACGAUGCAUUGCCAUACGAAAACGAAGAUAAGAUGUUGUGGAAUCCCAGCCAUAUAUCUGAAGAAGAUACGGAAGAGUUUCUAGAACGUGCGCAACUUCCAGCGGUAAAGGGCGGCUCAUUGCCGGCUGGCUCUCACAUUAGAGAUGACGAGCAAGCUUUGUAUCUUCUCUUGCAAUGCGGUUAUAAUCUCGAAGAAGCAUUGCGAAGGCGUCGAAUGAACGUACUUCCUCCCACGGAUGCAGUGAGCCUUUGGUCAGAAGAAGAAUGCCAUAAUUUUGAAACUGGAUUGCGUACUUAUGGAAAAGAUUUUCAUCUUAUACAGAAAAAUAAGGUGAGAACGAGAUCGGUCGGAGAAUUAGUACAAUUUUAUUAUUUAUGGAAAAAGACAGAACGACAUGACAUAUUUACAUACAAAGCGCGAUUAGAAAAGAAAAAAUAUGCUCUACAUCCCGGUAUCACCAGGGACUAUAUGGAUCGAUUCCUCGAGGAGCAAGAGGGAGUGCGAGAUCGUAGCAGUUCGCCGAACGUACACUGUUUGCUGUACGGUGAUACCAAGCGACAAAGAUCGAGCUCUAGUGUGACCAACAAUGACGAGUCUAAAUCGACAGAUGCUUGGGAUGGAAAUGCGAUUGAUCCAUUGGCGGAUGCUAAUGGUCCAACGCCUCCGCCGCCACCACCUCCUCCACCACCACCGCCUUUGGUAACAUCAGCUGCGACUACCGUGUCUUCGUCGAUGUGCAAUUCUAGCCCUUUGACUACACCGACGUAUUGUUCGUCGUCGAUUCGUCAUCCAGACUGUCCUUCGUCCGAAUCGGGUUGCGUCAAUCCCGUAACGUGGAGUGGUCUAGGAUCCCGAAGUCAACCUACCUCUUCCGUUAUCACGACGAUAACGAUUAAUACCACCACAGCCACUACAUCCGCAACGAUGGUCACAGGUCUCGGCUCAACGAAUACAGUUACCACUAGUUCCACCGUCCCUGCCGUCACCGCUGUUGCUACCGCUGUCUCCAAUAACUUCUAUCAUCAACGAGUAACAUCAUCCAGAAGUAAUGAUUCGCAUGACACGCCCUCACCCGAAAACAUUUUACCUCAUCUGCCCCCUUAGCAUCUAACUCGACCUUCAGGUGCUCAUCCUGAAAGGCGACGGAUGUCUUUACGUGGUGUGCCUAAUUCGGCGCUCGCACCAUCGCUAUUAUCGUAACGCAUAAUAUUCGUUAAUAUCAAGGAUUAUAUUUUUAUACUGUAUCGCGCGUAAUAUAAUUAUUAAUCGUUCUUAGCGCGAGUGCGCGAUGUUGUAUAGUGGUGCGGAAAACAGACGGACACGCUUUUGCGUGAAAGACUAGAGUAUAUUCAUAUAUACAUAUUGUAAGAUUAAAGAUAAAAAGAUAAACGCGAUAAAAACGAGCGGAGGUCACUAUAACUUUCUCUAUUUUUCUUCUUUAUGUUUAUGAACAUAAAUAUUCCGUACGGAAAGAAAAAUGCAUUUUGAAAGAGACUCGUUUGAAAGCGCCAGUAUUUGACAAAAGUGGAAUAGUAUUAUACCGUGAUUGUAAAUUUUCAUAGAUAAAUCAUUGUACUGCGUAAUAAGUAAUUAUUAUUCAAUUUAUCCAAGGCAUAUUUGUCUUCGGAUUGGCAAUAAAUUUGUAAAAAGUAUGGAAUUUCGCGGAUUUCAGUCCGUGGGAUCUCAUAAAUGUUGGUAUGAUCAAGUUAAAAUGAAAGUCAAUAGAAACAUGGUCAUUAUUAUUUUAAUGUAAAGGAUAUGCAUUGCGAUCCUAAUGAUUUCUUUUCCCUCAUUGAGUAGUUGGGCUGUGUAUACAAAUCAUAGUUUAUAUUUUCACGUUUUCCUAGGAAACUAAGAAACACAAAAUAUUUCUAAUUUACUGAAUAUGCAUUACAUUAUGUUUAAUCAUUUAUAAAUAGUGUUGAUAUAAAAAAGUACAGGAUAAAUUA